AUGAAGGCCAUCGGAAUCUGCAUCCCAACAAUUGAAGGUGGUGUCAUCGUCCACCAAGAGAUCGGACGAGAAGCAGCGCGACGGGGUAUUGCUUAUCCUCAAAUCGUCACCCAUACCCCUCUCUCCGAGGACCUGAUGAAGGCACUCAAUAGCGAUGAUCAGCAGGCCCUUGGGACAGUAGUCGCUGAUUCGAUCAACCGUACCGCUAAAGCUGGCGCAGAGUUUGGCAUCAUCAGUGCCAACACCCCACAUGUCGCUUUCGACUUGAUUGCAGCCCAAGCAAACAUUCCUGUUCUCAGCAUCUUGGAUGUCUCUGCAGGUCAUUGUGAGAAGAACGGUUACAAGUCUGUUGGGAUCCUCGGUACAAGCUGGACUGUCAACCGCCGUCUUUAUGAUGCUCCCCUACAAAGCAGAGGCAUUGCUGCGGUUUAUCUCUCCGAAGCUGACCAGAAGAUUGUCAUGAACGCGAUCGUGAAAGAGUUAGUCAAUGGCAUCUUCCUGGAAACUACAACCAACGAAUUGUUGCGGAUUGCAAAAGAUCUCGCGACACGAUGUGAUGCCAUUAUUCUCGGUUGUACGGAGCUUCCGCUUGUUCUUCACGAGGAGAACUGCGGGAUCAAAGUCGUUGAUACAACGCGGCUUCUCGCCCACGCUGCGCUCGACUAUGCAACCAAAGAUUGA
Penicillium bovifimosum is the source of this 681-nucleotide messenger RNA. RefSeq names its product aspartate/glutamate racemase family protein. Gene Ontology annotation, molecular function: amino-acid racemase activity. Bases 1 to 681 code for a protein of 226 amino acids. The transcript has a single exon. Lineage: Eukaryota; Fungi; Ascomycota; Eurotiomycetes; Eurotiales; Aspergillaceae. The record is from RefSeq and is a predicted model, not a curated record.